This is a messenger RNA of Phascolarctos cinereus (koala), 1282 nucleotides long. The record is from RefSeq and is a predicted model, not a curated record. Lineage: Eukaryota; Metazoa; Chordata; Mammalia; Diprotodontia; Phascolarctidae.
GGCUAUGAAGAGCUGGAGAAGCAACUGAAGGAAGUCUUCAAGGAAAGAAGCAAUAUCCUCCGACAGCUGUCAAAGACUUCCAGGGAACUUGAUGGAAUUAAAGUAAACCUUCAGUCUUUGAAAAACGAUGACGCACCAGCCAAGAGUGAUGUUCAGAAACUUCUGGAAUUAGGCAAAAAACAAAGGGAAGAAAUGAAGUCUCUCCAGGAGGCCUUUCAAAAGCAACUUAAUGAGGCAGCUGAGAAAGCAGAAAAGCAGCAGGCUACAAUUAAUUUUUUAAAGACUGAGAUGGAAAGAAAGAGCAAAAUGAUCCGAGAUCUCCAAAAUGAGAAUAAAAGCUUGAAAAAUAAGCUGCUGUCAGGAAACAAGUUAUGUGGAAUCCAUGCUGAAGAGUCCAAAAAGAUCCAAGCCCAAUUGAAGGAGCUGCGUUAUGGGAAAAAGGACUUGAUUUUCAAGGCACAGCAGCUAACAGAUUUGGAGCAAAAACUAGCAGUUGCUAAAGAUGAGUUGGAGAAAGCAGCUCUUGACAAGGAGUCCCAGUUGAAAGCUCUGAAGGAGACUGUCCAGCUCUGCCUGACGUCUGUUCUGCGCAAUCAACCUCCCGCUAUGAGUCUAAUGCCAUCCAAACUAACUGAGAGGAGGCUGCCAUCACCCAGUACAAAUGACUCAAAAGUUCCAGCUGCUGUGACAAGCAAAAAGGCUCAACCAACUGUCCUGGGAGACAAAAGAACCCUUCAAGUUGAGUCACCAAAAGAAGAAAAGCCAAGUAUUAAGUGUGAUUCUCCAGAUGGUGGCAAGAUCUGUGCAGUGAAUAACAACUCUACCAAUGUGAACAAGACGACAGAAUUGGAUCCUGUCUUGCAGAAGCUGUACACACCUCCUCAGACUAAGCUGGAGAUCCCAAAAUCAGAAGAGAAAAACCGGAAGACUUCCAAAGGCAUCGCAAAUACAGAAGAAAAGACACUGUAGGCUUCAGGAAGCCGUGUUGCAAAUGUCCGUUUGCUAAUGUCUUCACGUUAUUUUUAGUCCAAAGGCAUGACAAAAGUACUAAGUUUCUAGAGCAUGCAUCUUUUCCACUAUUUUAUGUAUGUUUGUAAAGUAGCCGAAAGAAUUUCCAAAGUCCAACACGCCAUUUACUAUCCUUUAGCAAUAAUCUAUUUGAAAUCGAUAUUCACAGAAAUGCUUUUGUAAUAGAGUCCAGUUUUUUAAGACAUUAUGCUGUCUGGAUCAGUAACUUGCUUAUUAUAAAAUAGUCGGUUUUGUACACUAAUGCCAUUUCAAA